AUGGGACCUCGGCCAUUCACUCGGGUCGUGUUUCUGGAUGUGGAUGGCGUCUUGAACUCGGCGGCCGAAGCGGCUGCAGGGUCCGACUACAUCCCAGUUCUGACUGGUGGCUUAUGGCUUGAGAGGAACCUGAUCCUGAGACUACGGGAUCUUUUGCACUGCGGCCAGGCACACGUUGUGAUCUCUUCAAGCUGGCGGCGGGAAGAUGCUGCUGUCAAGGCGCUGAAGGGAGCGUGUGCAGACGCUGGCAUUGCAUCGUGGCGCUUCAUUGGUCAGACUCCCGAGAUGAAGGCAUCGGCACGAACAGCUGCAGGUAGAAGAGUCGCAGAGAUUCUCCACUGGCUGGCUUGGCAUCGAGUCCAGCUUGGCGUGCAGCAGUGGGUGGCGCUGGACGACAUGGAUUUGGCUGGUAGCUGUCCUCCCCACCUCCGGCUGCACAUGAUUCGAACAGAUGUUCAUGUUGGUCUACAGCCAGAACAGGUGGAGGGAGCGCUUUCGGUGCUGGGAUGUGGCCAAAGACUUUGCCCGGCAGUGUCGAGAGCCUCUGGAUCGCCCAAAGGUAUUGUUCUGGACAUCGACGGGACCCUUAUCGACUCGUUGAAUGUGUGUCGACCCUGGGGCUCGUUCGUGGCUUUUUCAGAGCCAACCCAUGUGCACGAGGAGCACGUCGCUGUCUUUGCACGCCCAAACUUGCAGAAGUUCUUAGACUUCUGCUUCGAGCGCUUUGCCGGGGUGGCAGUUUGGACAGCAUCUGAUGCCAGCUGGUGCGAUAUGGUCGUUGCAGAGGUGCUUUCUCGGCAUCGAAACUGGUGCUUCUGCUGGUCCCAGCGACGCUGCAGCGAGCAUCAGCGCGACCGUGACGGCACCGAACUCCCUCCGACCUGCAAGCGACUUCGCAAAGUGUGGAAGUCAGGAACAAGGCGCCGGUGUGGCUUCUGCCGGGAAACCACCGUGAUUGUGGAGGACACCGCCGGCAACUGCUUCUACAACCGGGGCAAUGCUGUCAUUGUGCCCACGUUCGAUGCUUCGGAGGCUACUGCUGCAACCGACGAUGAGCUUCACAAGCUGAUGCAGUACCUGGAAGUUGAGGUCCUCCCUGCUGCGGAUGUACGCCGCCGGCAGCCGUGGCACCCUGCUUGCGGACAAAGCCCUGCAGCUGCAGGUGCUGCAGUCUUUCGGCCGCCGGAACGCCACAUCCAGGGCUAA
Messenger RNA from Symbiodinium sp. CCMP2456, 1206 nucleotides. NCBI's taxonomy places the organism in Eukaryota, Dinophyceae, Suessiales, Symbiodiniaceae. The record is from the annotation of a GenBank genome assembly.